AUGGCCCAGCCCUACCCCCCUGCCCAGUACCCCCCUCCGCCACAGAACGGCAUCCCCGCCGAGUACGCACCACCCCCUCCGCAUCCCACGCAGGACUACUCGGGCCAGACCCCGGUCCCCCCGGAGCACGGCCUGACCCUGUACACACCAGCACAGACCCACCCCGAGCAGCCGGGCACCGAGGCCAGCACACAGCCCAUCGCCGGUGCCCAGACAGUGCCGCAGACAGACGAGGCGGCACAGACGGACAGCCAGCCACUGCACCCCUCCGACCCCACAGAGAAGCAGCAGCCCAAGCGGCUACACGUCUCCAACAUCCCCUUCCGGUUCAGGGACCCCGACCUGCGGCAAAUGUUCGGGCAAUUCGGAAAAAUUUUAGACGUGGAGAUCAUUUUUAACGAGCGGGGCUCCAAGGGUUUUGGGUUUGUAACUUUUGAAACUAGCUCAGAUGCUGACCGAGCCCGGGAGAAGCUGAAUGGGACGAUCGUAGAGGGACGGAAAAUUGAGGUCAAUAAUGCCACAGCCCGAGUCAUGACCAACAAGAAGACUGCGAACCCCUACACUAACGGCUGGAAGCUAAAUCCCGUGGUAGGCGCAGUCUACGGGCCUGAAUUCUAUGCAGUGACGGGGUUCCCCUACCCCACUACGGGCACAGCCGUUGCCUAUAGGGGCGCGCACCUACGGGGUCGGGGCCGGGCCGUGUAUAAUACGUUUCGGGCUGCGCCGCCCCCGCCCCCCAUCCCAACUUACGGAGCGGCGCUGGAGCAAACGCUUGUUAAAAUGCCAGUCCCAUGGGCAGGGCUGGCACCCUGCCCCCUCCCUCCUCAGCAGACACCGGAGCCGGCCUACCCCACCUCUUCAGCGUUCCCACCACUCUCUUGUCCGUUUGCUUCCAGGGUCGUGUAUCAGGAUGGCUUUUAUGGUGCUGAGAUUUAUGGGGGCUACGCAGCCUACAGAUACGCUCAGCCUGCGGCAGCCGCAGCAGCCUACAGCGACAGUUACGGCAGAGUCUAUGCAGCCGCUGACCCCUACCACCACACCAUCGGCCCCGCGGCGACCUACAGCAUCGGAACCAUGGCUAGCCUCUGCCGAGGAGGGUACAGCCGCUUCACCCCCUACUAG
Molecule: messenger RNA, 1122 nt
Organism: Neomonachus schauinslandi (Hawaiian monk seal)
Lineage: Eukaryota; Metazoa; Chordata; Mammalia; Carnivora; Phocidae
Gene: RBFOX3
Product: RNA binding fox-1 homolog 3
Exons: 11
Coding region: 1-1122 (373 amino acids)
Biological process (GO): regulation of alternative mRNA splicing, via spliceosome; nervous system development
Cellular component (GO): cytoplasm; nucleus
Molecular function (GO): mRNA binding
Source: RefSeq, a predicted model, not a curated record